This is a messenger RNA of Microbotryum saponariae, 258 nucleotides long. NCBI's taxonomy places the organism in Eukaryota, Fungi, Basidiomycota, Microbotryomycetes, Microbotryales, Microbotryaceae. The record is from the annotation of a GenBank genome assembly.
AUGCCGACGAAGAAGCCGAAGACCAAGGAGCACCUCCCAAGGACGCGGAAGACGCUAUGGACCAAGAUGAUGAGCGUAACUAAGAUCCCAAACGUGUCUUUUGUUGCUGCCAACGUGCAGUCAAUCAAUGAAGACCGUAAGCGUGCCUCUCUUUUCUCCAAUCUCCGCUCCCAUAACGCCGACGUCUUUCUCCUGAGCGAAACUGGCCAACCUUCCCCCGAAGGGUGGCCCAGUGGACUCAGGAGUGCCAAGACUUAA